This is a messenger RNA of Phycomyces blakesleeanus NRRL 1555(-), 450 nucleotides long. RefSeq lists its product as hypothetical. NCBI's taxonomy places the organism in Eukaryota, Fungi, Mucoromycota, Mucoromycetes, Mucorales, Phycomycetaceae. The record is from RefSeq and is a predicted model, not a curated record. Bases 1 to 450 code for a protein of 149 amino acids. The transcript has 3 exons.
AUGCCUUCCAAUAGCAGCAGAAAAACAGACCGUAAAGGAAAAGGAAAAGUAUCUGCAAGUAUAUCUAUCUCUGCAAACCGUGUUUUGACUGGCUGUGUUGGACCUCGAGAAAUUGCCCCCAUAAACAACAGUAUCAACAGUGUCAAGGAUGACAUUGCUGCUGUCAAUAGCAACAUGACAGCCUUUAAAAACAGGAUGGGCGUUGUUGUUGACACGUCUGGAAAGACACAUACGGCAUUUGCAGACUUUGCAACUGCCUAUGCCAAUGAUCAGACUCAUAUGGCUAGUCUAGGACCAUCUCUGAUACCAUCCUAUGUUCCCCAGACCUCCCUCAGUGAUGCUGAGGUUUCUGUCAUUAUCUUGAAAAUCUUUGCAGAAAAGUUGUGGGACUGGAAGUUUGAGUCUGACGACCCUGCUGUUGUUGCUGAGAAUAAGAGUAAGAAGAAGUAG